AUGGCGGAUGUAAGACCCGAAUUACCUGAAGGUUACUUGGGUGCCCAGGGGUCAUUCGGGGAACUUGAGAAGGAAAAUAACGAAUAUGUGUUCACUCAUACGAGGGACAAUAUUGUCGAGUUUGUGAUACAGCUUCCGGAGAUGGGCUACUACAAGCUCCAGUUGUUUGCCCUGCCCGUGUCCGACGAUAGUAAGUACCUUCCCAAUGUCUUCAAUUACCUGAUCCACUUUACUCGGGCAAUGCAGCCCGUGUAUCCCUACCCCAAACAGUAUGCACAGUGGAAGGAAGGAUGCUACCUGAAUAAGCCCCUCAUCCUUCACAACGAGGCUACGCUAACCAAUAUCCAGUUGAGCGUGCAUGUACCGCGCGCUAAGGGCGUGGCUAUAGUAGCCAACGUGGAGUGGUUCCACUUUGAAAAUCGCGGGGGACCGGUUUGGGAAGGCACUUUGAGCCUGGACCACCUCUGGGGCAAAAACCCCAAGAUCAUCUUAAAUGCCAAUCUUUCCGACGACGAGACAAAGUACUGUACGUUACUGGAAUACAAGCUAUAGAGUGAUACAACAGAAGGCAAUGCUAGAUUCAGUACAUUCCAUUAUAACAUGAACGAAGGA
This is a messenger RNA of Mizuhopecten yessoensis (Yesso scallop), 612 nucleotides long. RefSeq lists its product as uncharacterized. The transcript has 2 exons. NCBI's taxonomy places the organism in Eukaryota, Metazoa, Mollusca, Bivalvia, Pectinida, Pectinidae. Bases 1 to 552 code for a protein of 183 amino acids. The record is from RefSeq and is a predicted model, not a curated record.